Molecule: messenger RNA, 2742 nt
Organism: Octodon degus (degu)
Lineage: Eukaryota; Metazoa; Chordata; Mammalia; Rodentia; Octodontidae
Gene: Amigo2
Product: adhesion molecule with Ig like domain 2
Exons: 3
Coding region: 140-1615 (491 amino acids)
Biological process (GO): brain development
Molecular function (GO): protein binding
Source: RefSeq, a predicted model, not a curated record
GGACGGACGGACGGACGGACGCGCAGACCCUCGGCGAACGUUGCCGUCGUCCGCAGAGCGCGUGAGGCUUCCCUGGUCUGCUGACUGCUGGGGGCUAGAGCUGCGGAGAGGCUCCUGGAGACACUCAGCGGCUACCAUAAUGUCUUUGCGGCUGCUGCUCGCGCUGCCCACCCUGCCAGGUGUCGCCAGACCGGGCUGCAGAGAGCUGCUGUGUUUGUUGGUGGUCACCGUGGCCGUGAGCCCCGGCGCCUCUGGCGCGUGCCCCACGGCUUGCAUCUGCGCCACUGAUAUCGUCAGCUGCACCAACAAAAACCUGUCCAAGGUACCGGGGAAUCUUUUCAGACUGAUUAAGAGACUGGAUCUGAGCUAUAACAGAAUUGGCCUCCUGGAGUCUGAGUGGAUUCCGGUAUCAUUUGUCAAGCUGAACACCCUUGUUAUUCGUCAUAACAAUAUCACCAGCAUCUCCGCUGGCAGUUUUUCCACAGCUCCAAAUCUGAAGUGUCUGGACUUGUCAUCCAAUAAGCUGAAGACAGUGAAAAGUGCUGUGUUCCAAGAACUGAGGGACCUCGAAGUGCUCCUGCUGUACAACAACCACAUUUCCUAUCUGGAUCCCUCAGCGUUUGGAGGGCUGUCCCAACUGCAGAAGCUCUACCUAAGUGGAAACUUUCUCACGCAGUUCCCUAUGGACUUGUAUGUUGGGAGGUUUAAGCUAGCAAAGCUGAUGUUCUUAGAUAUUUCUUAUAACCGAAUCCCUUCCAUACCAAUGCACCAUAUAAAUCUAGUGCCAGGCAAGCAGCUGAGAGGCAUCUACCUGCACGGAAACCCGUUUAUCUGUGACUGCUCCCUGUACUCGCUCCUGAUCUUCUGGUAUCGGAGGCGCUUUAGUUCCGUGAUGGAUUUUAAGAACGAUUACACCUGUCGCCAGUGGUCUGGCUCCAGGCAGUUCAGUCAGCUGCUUCUGCUCCAAGAUAGCUUUAUGAAUUGUUCUGACAGCAUCGUCAAUGGCUCCUUCCGUGCACUUGGCUUUAUUCAUGAGGCUCAGGUAGGGGAGAGACUGGUCGUCCACUGUGACAGCAGCAAGCCUGGUGAUGGAAACACAGAUUUCAUUUGGGUUGCUCCGGAUAACAGACUGCUGGAGCCGGAAAAAGAGAUGGAAAACUUCCAUGUGUUUUACAAUGGGAGUCUAGUGAUAGAGAGCCCCCGGUUUGAGGAUGCUGGAGUGUAUUCUUGUAUUGCAAUGAAUAGGCAACGCCUGUUAAAUGAAACUGUGGAUGUCACAAUAAACGUGAGCAAUUUCACUGUAAACAGAUCCCACGCGCAUGAGGCAUUUAACACAGCUUUCACCACUCUCGCCGCCUGUGUGGCCAGCAUCAUUCUGGUACUUUUGUACCUCUAUCUGACACCGUGUCCCUGCAAGUGUAAAACCAAGAGGCAGAAGACUGUGCUCAACCAAAGCAGUGCCCAUUCCUCCAUUCUCAGUCCUGUCCCUGCUGGUGAGGCUUCCGCUGAGGAACGGAAGGCAGGUGCAGGUAAAAGAGUUGUGUUUCUGGAGCCCCUGAAAGAUAGCGCUGCAGGGCAGAAUGGGAAGAGGACACAUAGGCUGAAAAGGUGCUGAGAUUUGCUUAGGGUCACAGUUAAAACCACAACCACUACAGCCGUCCUGGUAGUGAGAAGGGCUGCCUACGGAGAGGGCUUGGUGAAGCUGAUGCCCCACCACGGGAGCUGCUGAGAAGAUCUCUGGAUUCGUCUGUUUUUUUCUGGAGGAGAUCUCCAAAAUCCUCAUGGUCUUAACUCUAGGAAAUCCACGUCACACUUGACAGACACAUGGACAGCGCCGAGAGGGGGUAGGAAGCUGCGUCACAGUGGUCCGAAUAUGGGUUAAAGGAUAGAGUGGGCUGACAGAGAGGCCGACACUCACAAUCAAAAGCAAAAGAGAAGAGUCCUAAGUACGCAACCAAAGCUACAUUUGGAGCGCAUGGAGGAAGGCAUGGCCAUAAAAAAUCAUAGAACUGAGUGUUAUAGUGUGGAAUUCUAAUUUCUUAAGGGUUUUAAUUCUUUAGUAGGAACUUGACUUCAUAUAUUUUAAAUACAAGAACAAAAUUAAUUUGUGCUUUAUAAAUUUGUCUCAAAGCUUUUUAUAUGAUUUUUCUUUGAGUAAUAAUGUGGAUUUAUGUAACCAGGUUGUUCUUUUAAGCUAUUCGGUAUUUUUCAUUAUCAAAGGGAUAGAGACUUGGAGAAGUCAAGCAACACAGAAGUGACAUUUUCCUGAGUUUAGGGUGUUUUUCCCCUGUGAUGACACUAGAUCCACUAUUUUUAUUAUUUACGCUAACAUGUAGUUGAUUGUGAGUUGUACUUUUAAUACACUUUUAAGAUUUAUAACCUGAAAAAAAUGGGCUGAAAGAUUUUAUGUAUAUUCAACUUCUGCUUUAAUUUUCACUGGUGGGUUAAACACUUCCAUACAUUUGCUUUUAGCUUGAAUUGUUUGGAUAAUUUGGAAAGAAAACUGAUUUUUAUUUUUGUAAAUAAAAACUUCCUAAAAUGCUAAUCUGAGAAGGACAUGGGUGGAAUUCAUGAAGAUAGAACCAUAAGGACAGCAGGAAGACACUCCAAGUUCUGGGAGAUCCUGGCUAUGCCCACCCUACUAGGCAUUAGAGAGGACAGCAAAGCGUCCGCAGCACCCUGGGGCUUCGCUUGCUGUAAGUGCCGCUGCUAGUUGCCCCUUUCCCGAGUCACUGGGCUUUC